Molecule: messenger RNA, 7354 nt
Organism: Heteronotia binoei (common prickly gecko)
Lineage: Eukaryota; Metazoa; Chordata; Lepidosauria; Squamata; Gekkonidae
Product: phospholipid-transporting ATPase ABCA1-like
Exons: 50
Coding region: 47-7354 (2435 amino acids)
Biological process (GO): lipid transport; transmembrane transport
Cellular component (GO): intracellular membrane-bounded organelle; membrane
Molecular function (GO): ATP binding; ATP hydrolysis activity; lipid carrier activity
Source: RefSeq, a predicted model, not a curated record
CCAGCCAGCUUUCCAGAGAGCAUGACCCUGAAGAGAGCUUUACAAGAUGGGUAUCGGCAUCCAGCUGGCGUUGUUGAUGUGGAAGAACUUCACGUAUCGGCGUAGGCAGACGGUCCAGCUAAUUGUGGAAGUCCUGUGGCCCCUCUUCUUAUUUUUCAUCCUCAUCUCGGUGCGGCGCUCUCACCCGCCUUUUGAGCAGCAUGAAUGUCACUUUCCAAACAAAGCCUUACCGUCCGCUGGGACUUUGUCGUGGAUUCAGGGCAUCAUCUGUAACGUGAAUAACCCCUGCUUCCGGUACCCGACCACCGGAGAAACGCCAGGCUUGGUGGGGAACUUCGAUCAUUCCAUCCUCUUUCGCCUGUUUGCGGACGCCCAGAAGAUCCUCCUCCAUGUGAAUAACGGGCAGGUGAAGGGCAGUUUCUCCCAGCUUCUGUCUGCUUUGCAACAGCUCAGUGGCAAUGGAAACCUGUGGGCAGCGGUUCCGGUCAGGGCCUACUUGAGAGAAAAUGAGACUUUCUCUCAGUUCCUUGAGGUGAACGCCUCCCUCCCACCCGCCUCGGUGGAGGACCUGCUUGGGGCGGAGCUCAGCCCACGUGUGUUCUCUCGCACUGGCUUGUCCUUAAAAGAGAUUGUUUGCAGCCGGUCGAUUCUCGCAGAGUUUCUGGCGGUGAAGGGAGCUGGGGCUGCUGAGGACCUGCAGAAGAGGCUGUGUGCUUUACCUCCACCCACUCUCCAGGCCUUGGAGCGCAGCUUCAUCUCUCAGGCAGACUGGGUCAAAAUAUUUGCAGAGCGUUUGAAGUCUGGAUCAGCUGACACAACAGACGGUGCAGAGUUGCUGUACAUUGUUCUUCGAGACACCUCAUUGUUAGCAAAGGAGGUCUCCAACAUGACCAGCUUUGGGGAAUUCCGUGAGGCCAUGCGGAAUCUGUCCGAGGGUGCCAUUGCCUCUUCUCCUCAAGGAGCAUUUGAGACGGUGUCCCAGGUUGUGUGCGGUCACCCGGAAGGGGGUGACAUGAAGAUCCCCUCCCUCAACUGGUACGAAGACCACGACAUCAAGAGCUUUCUCAGCCGCAACGGAUCUGAGCAGAAGUCGGUCUCCUUGGACAACGCCACGAGCCCCUACUGCAAAGAUUUGAUCCGGAGCUUGGAAUCCAACCCGUUCUCCCGCAUUUUAUGGCAGGGCAUCAAACCCUUGUUUGUCGGCAAAAUUUUGUACACCCCUCCUACGCCUGCCACGCAGAAGGUCAUGGCUGAGGUGAACCGGACUUUCCAGAACCUGGCCGUUUUACGUGAAGUGCGAGGAGCCUGGCAGGACCUGGGGCCGCAGAUCUACACCUUCAUGAACGCCAGCCCUGAAGUGUCCGUGAUUCAGAACCUUUUGGAAAGCCCUGGGGUGACCCAAUACCUGGAGCAGCGCCUCAGCGGAACAUUCUGGAAUGUGUCAACCUUGAGGGACUUUCUGUCAGCGGACUCAGGAGGCCAGACCUACACUUGGCGUAAUGCCUAUGCUGAAGUGGAUGAGAUCAUUGGCACCUUGUCCCGGUUUAUUGAGUGUGUCUCGCUGGACAAGAUCGAGGCGGUGUCGACUGAAGAGCGUCUCAUCUCCCGAGCCAUGCGGCUGCUGGAGGACCGCCAGUUCUGGGCCGGAGUUGUGUUCCUACCGCCAGAGAACCAAAGCGAGCUUGGUCCAGACUUGCCAGCCCGUGUCCGUCUCAAGAUCCGCAUGGACAUCGACGACGUCACCCGCACCAACAAGAUCAAGGACAGGUUUUGGGACCCAGGACCCGCUGCUGAUCCCUUUGAAGACUUGCGUUAUGUCUGGGGCGGCUUCGUCUAUGUGCAGGACCUCGUGGAACAGGCGGUGGUGCGGGUUCUCUCUGGGAUGCCGUCGCUGCGUCGCACGGGCAUCUAUGUGCAGCAGAUGCCCUACCCCUGCUUUGUGGAUGAUGUCUUCCUGCGUGUCUUAAACCGCUCCCUGCCCCUCUUCAUGACGCUGGCUUGGAUCUACUCCGUAGCCAUGAUCAUCAAAGGCGUGGUGCACGAGAAGGAAGCUCGCCUGAAAGAGACCAUGAAGAUCAUGGGGCUGAAGAGCGCCACCCUCUGGCUCAGCUGGUUCCUCAGCAGCUUCAUCCCUUUCCUCAUCAGCGCCUUGCUGCUCGUCCUGAUCCUCAAGCGAGGGGACAUCCUGCCCUACAGUGACCCCACCGUGGUCUUCUUGUUCCUGGCCACCUUUGCCGUGGCCACCAUCUCCCAGUGCUUCCUCAUCAGCACCUUCUUCUCGCGUGCCAACCUGGCCUCAGCUUGUGGAGGCAUCAUCUACUUCUCCUUCUACCUGCCUUACGUGUUGUGUGUGGCUUGGCGCGACCACAUUACUUUUCCUCUGCGGCUCUUGGUGAGCAUCAUGUCCCCAGUGGCGUUCGGCUUCGGCUGCGAGUACUUCUCCCUCUACGAAGAGCAAGGGAUAGGUGUUCAGUGGCACAACCUCCACUCCAGCCCCGUGGAAGGAGAUCGUUACACAUUUGCCACGUCUAUGGGGCUGCUUCUCUUCGAUGCACUGCUCUAUGGCCUGGCCACAUGGUACAUUGAGGGCGUGUUCCCAGGCCAAUAUGGGAUCCCAAAGCCUUGGAAUUUCCCCUUCCAGAAGAGUUACUGGCUUGGGAGGUCCUCCAGCGACGGCUCCCCUCACCCCUUUCCUACAAACUCUCUCAACUCCGCAAAAGCACUGGUGGAGGAGCCUCCUGCCCAUGUACAGGUGGGCGUCUCCAUCCGCAACCUGGUGAAGAUCUACCACAGCAGCAAGAAGAUUGCUGUCAGCGGCCUCAGCCUUGACUUCUACGAGGGCCAGAUCACUUCCUUCUUGGGCCACAACGGCGCCGGCAAGACCACCACCAUGUCCAUCCUGACCGGCCUGCUGACCCCCAGUUCUGGCACCGCCUAUAUCUUGGGGAGGGACAUCUGCUCAGAAAUGGACACCAUCCGGAAGACGUUGGGGAUGUGCCCUCAACACAACGUCCUCUUUGACAUCCUGACUGUGGAAGAACACAUUUGGUUUUAUGGACGUCUGAAGGGCCUCUCUGAAAAGCAAGUCCAGGAGGAGAUGGACCAGAUAAUACAGGACGUGGGGCUGCCCCACAAGCGGUGGGAACAGACCAAGAAUUUAUCAGGUGGAAUGCAACGGAAGCUCUCCGUAGCCAUUGCCUUUGUGGGUGGCUCCAAGGUGGUGAUAUUGGACGAGCCCACAGCCGGCGUUGACCCCUACUCUCGCCGAGGGAUCUGGGAACUGCUGUUGAAAUAUCGUGCAGGCCGCACCGUCCUCCUGUCCACCCACUACAUGGACGAGGCAGACCUGCUCGGUGACCGCGUCGCCAUCAUCUCCCAGGGCCGGCUCUGCUGUUGCGGCUCCUCGCUCUUCCUCAAGACGAAGCUGGGCACGGGCUACUACCUGACCCUGGUGAAGCAAGAGGCCGGUCGGGCUCGCGAGAGGGUGAGCGCCACCAACGGCCUCAUCCCCACCAAUAAAAAGGAGGAUGACAUUUCGGAGAGGAGCAGCGAUACGGGACUGGGGAGCGAACAGAACAGCGAAUCCAGCGCCUGUGAUGUGCCGCGACUCACAACUCUGAUCCAGAAAAUGGUCCCGGGCUCACGGCUGGUGGAGGAUGUCGGCCAGGAGGUCGUCUACGUCCUGCCAUACAGCGGUGCCAAAGGGGGUGCAUUUGGGAACCUGUUUGAGGAACUGGACAGCUGCCUGGGUGAACUCGGCAUCUCUGGCUACGGCAUCUCUGACACCAGCUUGGAGGAGAUCUUCUUGAAGGUGGCUGAGGACACUGGUGUGGAUGCAGAAGGUGCUGCUGAGGCCCCUCCAAGUCUCCCCACGUCCUCCCCGGUCUCUGCUUACACUCUCCGGACCCUCAGCGAGGACACCGAGAUGGCCGAUGCCGAACCGGUCAAAGGACGCAAGAAAGCCGAUGAACCAACAGAGACAGAUCUCUUGCGUGGCGUGGGUGCCCAGGAUUCCUGCCGCCUGACGGGCUGGGCGCUGACCUCCCAGCAGCUGCUUGCCCUCUUCACCAAGAGGUUCCUGUAUGCCCGGCGUAGCACUAGGGGAUUCCUUGCACAAAUCGUGCUUCCUGCCCUCUUCGUCUGCAUCGCAUUGCUCUUCAGCCUGAUUGUCCCGCCCUUUGGCAAAUACCCGCCAUUGCCUCUCACACCCUGGAUGUACGGUCCCCAAAUGACUUUUUUCAGGUAUGGUGUCAGGAAGCUGUCGUGCUCCCACACUCAGAACUUUGUGGUCCCAGAAGUGCCUCUGUCUCUGGUGGAAGUUUUUGAGAAUGGCAACUGGACUCCGAGAGACCCCUCUCCGGGAUGCGAGUGCAGUUCCCAGGCGGCUCGAAAGAUGCUCCCCAACUGCCCCGAAGCAGCUGGAGGGCUGCCGCCACCACAGAUGCAGACAGACACCGGUCACAUCCUGCAGAACCUCACUGGAAGGAACAUUUCGGAUUACCUGGUGAAAACAUACAGCAGAAUUAUUCGCAAAGGGUUAAAAACAAAGAAAUGGGUUAAUGAACAGCGAUACGGUGGAUUCUCUCUGGGGGCCCACAACUCGCAGGCUCUGCCAACCCCUCAAGUGGUGGACACUACUGUGGAGAAGAUCCGUGGCUUUCUCAGAGUCACUAAGGGAAGUUCUCUGGACAGGCUUUUCAGCAACCUUAGUGGCUUCGUUGAUGGACUGGAGUCCUCUGAGAAUGUCAAGGUCUGGUUCAACAACAAGGGAUGGCAUGCCAUGGUGUCUUUCGUCGGCGUGGCCAACAACGGCCUCCUCCGGGCCAGCCUGCCUGCGGGCGCAGACCGUUCGCGCUACGGCAUCACAACAAUUAAUCACCCCCUCAACAUGACCAAAGAGCAGCUCUCAGAGGCGGCCCUGAUGGCCACCUCAGUAGACGUGCUGGUUUCCAUCUGUGUGAUGUUCGCCUUGUCCUUCGUCCCCGCCAGCUUCGUGCUCUUCCUCAUCGAGGAGCGGGUCAGCAACGCCAAGCACCUGCAGAUCGUCAGUGGCAUGAAACCCUGGGUCUAUUGGCUGGGCAACUUUGCCUGGGACAUGUGCAAUUAUCUCAUCCCGGCUGCUCUGGUAGUCCUCAUCUUCAUCUGCUUCCAGCAGAAGUCCUACGUGUCUCCGGAGAACCUCCCAACCCUGAUUCUGCUGCUGCUCCUCUACGGAUGGUCCAUCACACCUCUCAUGUACCCAGCAUCCUUCUUCUUCAGCGUCCCCAGCACGGCUUACGUGGCCCUGACAUGUAUCAACCUCUUCAUUGGCAUCAACGGCAGUGUGGCUACUUUCGUCCUUGAACUCUUUAAGGAUAAGAAACUGAACGACAUCAACAUCAUCCUGAAGAAGGUCUUCCUGGUCUUUCCCCACUUCUGCCUAGGCCGAGGAUUGAUCGACAUGGUGAAGAACCAAGCCAUGGCUGAUGCCUUUGAGAGGUUCGGGGACAUGCAUUUUGUUUCUCCACUCAGCUGGGACCUGGCCGGAAAAAACAUCUUUGCCAUGGCUGUUGAGGGCUUCGUCUUUUUCAUCUUCACCAUCUUGGUGCAGUACAAAUUCUUCCUCCGCUUCCGGCCUUUUCCAGUCAAGCUCCCUCCACUGGCUGAGGAAGAUGAGGACGUGGCCAAAGAACGGAAGAGGGUUAUGAACGGGAUGCACCGGGAAGAUGUUUUGGUGCUCCAGGACCUGACAAAGGUUUACCGGAUGAACAGAAAACCAGCCGUGGAUCGCUUAUGUGUGGGAAUUCCUCCAGGAGAGUGCUUUGGCCUUCUGGGUGUGAACGGCGCCGGGAAGACAACAACUUUCAAAAUGCUGACUGGGGACACAGAGGUGACCAUGGGAGAAGCAUUUCUGAAAGGGUAUAGCGUGCUGACCGAUCUGCAGUCCGUCCACCAAAACAUGGGCUACUGUCCUCAGUUCGACGCCAUUAAUAACCUUCUUACGGGUCGCGAACACCUCCAGUUCUACUGCCGCCUGCGUGGGGUCCCAGACAGCGCAAUUCCCAGGGUGGUUCAGUGGGGGUUAUCCACUCUUGGCCUAACGCAGUAUGCAGACAGACCCGCUGGCCGGUACAGCGGGGGGAACAAGCGCAAGCUGUCCACAGCCAUCGCCCUCAUCGGAGCACCGCCUGUCAUCUUCCUGGAUGAACCAACGACUGGGAUGGAUCCACGAGCCAAGCGUUUCCUGUGGAACUGCAUCCUGGGCGUGAUCAAGGAUGGCAGGUCUGUGGUGCUCACGUCGCACAGCAUGGAGGAGUGUGAGGCGCUCUGUACCAGAAUGGCCAUCAUGGUGAACGGCCGUUUCCGAUGCCUGGGGAGCGUGCAGCACCUGAAGAACAGGUUUGGAGAUGGAUACACGAUCGUGCUCCGGGUCUCUGGGACCGACCCAGAUCUGGGUCCCCUGGAGAAGUUCAUACGGGACUCCUUCCCCAGCAUAGUUCUCAAGGAGAAGCACUACUCCACCCUCCAGUACCAACUGCCAUCCCAUGGCUGUUCCCUGGCCAAGAUCUUUGGCAUCCUCUCGGCUCACCAGGGCACCUACCACAUUGAGGACUACUCCGUCUCCCAAACCACCCUGGACCAGGUGUUUGUACAUUUUGCCAAGGACCAAACCGAUGAAGACCAUCCUCAGGAAGCCCCCUGUGUGGCCAGCCCAACGAACCCCAGCUGCCAUUGGCAAAGGAUCACUGGUUUCUUGGAAGAUAGAAGUGUGCGAGAGAGCCAACCACGAUCUUGCCAGGCUGGAGUAAAUUCGGAGUGCUCGACCACGUGCUUCUGGGAAGGAGCCUCUUUGAUGACACUGAACAGACACAAGGGUCUCUCCCAGGAAGAGGUUUUCCUCGCGAAGCCUCCGGAGGCCAAGAUGCAUUUGGCAUACAGCUGCGAGUGGAAGACAGGGCGGAAGAGAACCCCUGUCCUUCCUUCCCGCUGGUCUUGCCGCAACCUGAUCGCUUUUACCGCAAGAGCGAGGAGGGAAGCAUUCUCAGCGGCCCCCUCUGCCCUGUGUGGUUCUGCAUUCGGGGUCCCCAAACCUUUGGAGCCUGCUGGCAGCUUUGGGGUCCUGAUGUGGCCUGAUGGGUGGAGCCACGAAAGGGAUGCUCUGACGUGGCUGCUGCAGCUUCCAUUCAGUCACGCGGUGGAGAUCCUUGUGCAGCUCUUGGGGCCGCUGCCACCAAAGCCACGUUUCUCCAGAUCUGCACAGCCCGUCGGAAGCCUCGCUGGGCAGAAACCUCACCUGGUCCGGCCUGCUUUAGAAAAACACUUGGUGGGCUUUAAGAAAGGUCCACGCUGGGGACCCCUCCUCUCCUUGUUCUGA